Piliocolobus tephrosceles (Ugandan red Colobus) is the source of this 2386-nucleotide messenger RNA. RefSeq names its product histone-lysine N-methyltransferase SUV39H2-like. The transcript is spliced from 4 exons. The record is from RefSeq and is a predicted model, not a curated record. Gene Ontology annotation, cellular component: nucleus. Lineage: Eukaryota; Metazoa; Chordata; Mammalia; Primates; Cercopithecidae. Gene Ontology annotation, molecular function: zinc ion binding; histone H3K9 methyltransferase activity; protein binding. The coding region runs from base 730 to 1782 and encodes 350 amino acids.
UAGCUGGGACCACAGGAGCGCACCACCAUGCCCGGCUGAGUUUUUGCAUUUUUGGUAGAGAUGGGGUUUCACCAUGUUGCCCAGGCUGAUCUCCAAUACCUGAGGUCAAGUACUCUGCCCCGCCUUGGCCUCCAAAGUGUUGAGAUUACAGAACGUGGUGGAUUUUCGAUGUAACCACAAUGACAUCCGCCUUGCAGUAGGCAGAACAGAUGCAAUUGCACGAGUUCUGGAGAUACUUUCUGUAGACCAGGUGUGCAGAGGGCUGGAUUGGGCCUAUCCAUCACUUCCAGAUAAAAUGGUACCCUUCCAAAUACCACCCCACCCACCUUCUCACCAAAAGCUAAAUUUGGAGUUUUGUUCAUUAAUUAUGACAGAAAGAUGCAUUAUUCAUAAUAACCAAGAUAUGGAGACAACCUGGACAACCAUCAAUGGAUGAAUGGUUAAAGAAAUUGUGGUAUGGAUAUAUACAAAGGAAUUCAGCCUUAAAACAGGAGGAGAUCUCCACAAGAUGGUGGCGGUGGGGGCCGAGGCGCGAGGAGGUGAGGCUGGAGCGCGACCCCCUCGCCCUCCCCAUUCCCAGCUUGGUGUGUGCCUUGCCUAGUUUCACUUGAUACUCUUCAGGAAUUAUGUAGAAAAGAAAAGCUCACAUGUAAAUCGAUUGGAAUCACCAAAAGGAAUCUAAAUAAUUAUGAGGUGGAAUACUUGUGUGACUACAAGCUAGUAAAGGAUAUGGAAUAUUGUCUUGUAAAAUGGGAAGGAUGGCCAGAUUCUACAAAUACUUGGGAACCUUUGCAAAAUCUGAAGUGCCCGUUACUGCUUCAGCAGUUCUCUAAUGACAAGCAUAAUUAUUUAUCUCAGGUAAAGAAAGGCAAAGCAAUAACUCCGAAAGACAAUAACAAAACUUUGAAACCUGCCAUCACUGAGUACAUUGUGAAGAAGGCUAAACAAAGGAUAGCUCUGCAGAGAUGGCAAGAUGAAAUCAACAGAAGGAAGAAUCAUAAAGGAAUGAUAUUUGUUGAAAAUACUGCUGAUUUACAGGACGCACCUUCAGACUUCUAUUACAUUAACAAAUAUAAACCAGCUCCUGGAAUCAGCUUAGUCAAUGAAGCUACCUUUGGUCGUUCAUGCACAGAUUGCUUCUUUCAAAAAUGUUGUCCUGCUGAAGCUGGAGUUCUUUUGGCUUAUAAUAAAAACCAACAAAUUAAAAUCCCACCUGGUACUCCCAUCUACGAAUGCAACUCAAGGUGUCAAUGUGAACCUGACUGUCCCAAUAGGAUUGUACAAAAGGGCACACAGUAUUCACUCUGCAUCUUUCGAACUAGCAAUGGACGUGGCAGGGGUAUAGAGACCCUUGUGAAGAUUAAAAGAAUGAGUUUUGUCAUGGAAUAUGUUGGAGAGGUAAUCACAAGUGAAGAAGCUGAAAGACGGAGACAGUUCUAUGACAACAAGGGAAUCACAUAUCUCUUUGAUCUGGACUAUGAAUCUAAUGAAUUCACAGUGGAUGCAGCUCGAUAUGGCAAUGUGUCUCAUUUUGUGAAUCACAGCUGUGAUCCAAAUCUUCAGGUGUUCAGUGUUUUCAUUGAUAACCUCAAUACUUAUCUUUCCCAAAGAGCACUGUUUUCCACGAGAAUUAUAAAUGCUGGAGAAGAGCUGACUUUUGAUUAUCAAAUGAAAGGUUCCGGAGAUAUAUCUUCAGAUUCUAUUGACCACAGCCCAGUCAAAAAGAGUGUCAGAAGAGUAUGGAAAUGUGGAGUUGUGACUUGCAGAAAUUACCUCAACUGAACUUUUUCAGGAAAUAGAGCUGAUGAUAAUUAUAAUUUUUUUCCUAAUGUUAACAUUUUAAAAAGUACAUAUUUGGGACUCUUAUUAUCAAGAUUGUAUAUCUUUCAAGACAUUUGCCAAAUGUAUUACUGAUGCCUCUGAGAGGGUCACUGGGUCUCACAUACUGAUUUGAAGUCUACAUAUUUAUGGUGCUUAGAGACCAAACUAAUGGAAGGCAGACUAUUUACAGCCAGCAUAUGUGUACUUAAGUCUAUGUGAACAGAGAAAUGCCUCCUGUAGUGUUUGAAAGUGUUAAGCUGAUAAUGUCAUUAACAAUUGCUGAGAGGUCAAGCAUUCAGCUUGCCAUACACCUCAAAUUCAGAGAAAUAGUUAAUUUGGGCAAAUCUACCAGUUCUGUUUUUGCUACUCUAUUGUCAUUCCUCUUAAUACUCACAGUACUUGUAUUUGAGACAAAUAGGUGAUACUGAAUUUUUAAAAAAUAAUAAAAAUAAAAAAUAAAAAGGAAGCGAUCCUACCAUUUGCCAUAACCUAGACGGACCUGGAGGACAUUAUACUAAAUGAAAUAAGCCAGACACAGAAAAAAAAAUUACAUGAUCUUCCUUAU